AGAACCACCAUUGCUAGUUCAUUACACUGUCAUUAUAUCUAAUUCCACUUAGUUGCUUCUGCUUUACCUACAAUCGCAACCAGACCUAUCCUCACUCAAACAAACCAAAACCAAAACACCAUCGCGCAAACCAACCCCCAUCAAUCAAUCAAGAAGGAAAGCAAAAGAAGAAUACAACGGCAUGGCCACCCUCCGCCCAACUCUCCGGGCCCUCCCAACAUCCCGUCUCCUCCUCCUCCGCCAACAGAAGCAAUGCCAAAGAGCCCACUCCACCGUCUCCGCAAAUGAACUCUCCCACUUCUCCGCACUAGCCAGCAGCUGGUGGGAUCCGCAAGGUCCCUCGCGCGUCCUGCACCUGAUGAAUCCUCUCCGACAUGAUUUUAUCGCAUCUUGCCUCGCGCAGGGGACCCCGCCGGCUACUUCUACCGAGAACAACACCGGGAAAGAGGUGGGAAACGCAAACACGCUUAAAUAUCUCGACAUCGGCUGCGGAGGAGGUAUCUUCGCGGAGUCGCUCGCGCGCACUAUCAACCCUGCCUCAAGCUCGCAGACACACACCCGCGCAGCGUCGAUAACAGCGCUUGAUCCCUCGCCGACUCUCAUCCAGAUUGCGCGCGACCACGCCCGGACGGAUCCUAUCGUCGCGGAACAUCUCCGGAACGGCACAUUCACCUACAAGAACUGUACUCUGGAAGAUCACGUCUCUUCCUCCUCUCCCGCUCCCCAAUCAUCAUCACCAUCAUCACCAUCAUCCCCCUCCCCCACACAAACCCCCACCAUCCCCACCUCAAACCAAUACGACGUGGUCACCCUCUUCGAAGUAAUCGAACACAUCGACAACACCUCCCCAACCAGCAACCCCACAACCUUCCUCACAGACUGUCUGCGCCUCGUCCGCCCAGGCGGAUGGCUAAUCGGCUCGACCAUCUCCCGCACCCUCACCUCCUACCUCAUCAACCAGGUCAUCGCCGAAGCGCCGUGGCCGGUGGGCGUCGUCCCGCGGGGCACGCACGACUGGGCGAAGUUCGUCAAUCCGGAUGAGUUGGAAGGGUGGGUGCAGGAGGCGCUGAUGAGGGGUGCGGAUCGGGGCGUUACUGUUAGGGGCGGUGGGGGCGCGUUGGGCGAGGGCAUGAGAUUUUAUGCAAUACGUGCACUACACGGCGCCCAUCUCCAACAACAGACGAACCCCACUGAAGUGUUCAGCGUCGCCAACAAGACAACCAAGCUAGCGUGA
This is a messenger RNA of Aspergillus candidus, 1234 nucleotides long. RefSeq names its product 3-demethylubiquinone-9 3-methyltransferase. The coding region runs from base 182 to 1234 and encodes 350 amino acids. Gene Ontology annotation, molecular function: 2-methoxy-6-polyprenyl-1,4-benzoquinol methyltransferase activity. NCBI's taxonomy places the organism in Eukaryota, Fungi, Ascomycota, Eurotiomycetes, Eurotiales, Aspergillaceae. The transcript is spliced from 2 exons. Gene Ontology annotation, biological process: ubiquinone biosynthetic process. The record is from RefSeq and is a predicted model, not a curated record.